GAGUUUUCAGUAUCUGGCUGGCAGUCGAGCUGGUCGCUACAGGGCUCCUCUUCCCGCACGCUCGCUUCGUCUCUACACCGAGCAAAAGACCGUCUGUGUGCGUGUGUGUGCGUGUGUUUGUGUGGUAGAGGCGGAGAAAGAGACGCAAGCUCGCCCUUUUUGAUCAAAUUUUUAUUUUUCGUAUCGUCCCCACCACAGCGCCGCGUAGUACAUAUAGAGGAGUAGAGAGCCGGACAUUUCGUCAGUUGGUUGUAGCGGCAGUUGUAGGGGAACUCUGACACAUUUGAGUCGCUCCUCGGCGCCCGUUUGAGUUUGUGCGUUGGCCACGACAACCGACGCUCUUAUUGUCUCUCUCUCAAUUUUUUUUGAUUUCUUCUUCUUCUGUUUCGCGUUCAUUUCGUCUCGCUUUCAAGUCAUCAACGUCGCAACGCAUUUCUGGCCACACAUUUGAUAAUCCGUUGACGACUUGAAGUGCCCGUCCGUUCUCCGCAAAACAUCAUCAGCCACUCGCUGCGGAUAUAAGUUUGACUACGACGGGCUUCCAAGGAGAUCCAAACACAGAAAUCACCUAUAUGGAUUGAUCCUUUUUGCAGUUGACGGGAAAAUAGUGUUGGAUCGGCCAAUCGAAGACAGAACAUCGCCUCCGUCCAACCGCUUUCUUGUGAAAAGACGGGAGGACAAGUCUUUUGUUUGUUUUCUAUUCUCUAAACCAAAAGCCAAAACAAAAACGGAAGCAAGUCACAAUCAGAAAUGUAUCAACCCGGAAGGAAAAAUCAGCUGUGCCAUCGGUACUACCUGAUGGCCGUUGUCCUCCUACCAGCCCUCGUCUUGGCUCAACAAGGAGGCGCCCAGCAUGAAUCGGAUCCCGCUCUCGAUCAAGAACAGGUGAUUUCUGACCUGCGUGAAUUGCUCGAUUUGCAGUUCGAUUUAGCCAACAACAGCAACAAUGGAAGCGCUGAGAUAUCGCCCGUCAAUUUCAUGAAGAGGAUGUCGAAUUUGCGCCAAUUGCGCGAUCCUCAGACGAUGAGCCGAUUGGCGCAAAUGGCCAGGCAACGGCCACCGCCGCCUCCGCCGUUCGUCCUGCCUCCCGGUCGCUUCAAUCAUUUCCGGUAUCCGCCGACACCUUCGACUUUCAUGGGAGCACCGCCGCCUCCCCAAACCUUCCAGCCGCAACAACAAGAACGGCCGGGGCUUUACCUGGGAGGUGAGGGCCAUCUGCAAACGCCGCGACACAACGAACUGUCGGAGAACAAUCGUCGGAUCUUCUUUGGAGACUCCAAGAUCUGCUACACGGAUUCGUGCGAAUUCUUCCUGCUGUGCUGGCUGACGGGCGGAUUGAUCCAGAAGAGCUGCGGAGGUUUCCUGUUUGCUUGCUGCCAUCGGCCGGGCAUCAAUCCGGAGCCACCAACUCCUUACGUCGACUCGCUCGAACAUCCCGUCGUCUCGUACGGACCCGUCAGAAGCGACGCCCAAUGCGGUACGACGCUGCAGAGACGGGACACGGCUCAACGGCGUAUCGUCGGUGGAGACGAGGCUGGUUUCGGAACUUUCCCCUGGCAGGCAUACAUUCGGAUCGGAUCGAGUCGUUGCGGCGGAUCGUUGCUCAACAAUUAUUUUGUCGUCACAGCCGGCCAUUGCGUCGCCAGAGCGAAAGCGGAACAAGUUAAAAUCACUUUAGGCGAAUAUUCUUUGAAUUCCGAUGUGGAGCCGCUGUCACCGUUGCAAGUGGGCGUCUCUGAGAUCCACGUCCACCCCUAUUUCAAAUUCACCCCGCAAGCCGAUCGCUACGACGUGGCCGUCCUUCGGUUGGACCGCUACGUCCCUUACGAGCCGCACAUUUCGCCCAUUUGUCUGCCGGAAAAGGGCGACGAUUUCUUGGGCGAAUACGCCUGGGCCGCUGGUUGGGGCGCUAUGCAAGCAGGUUCUCGAGUGCGACCAAAGACGUUGCAGGUGGUCGACGUGCCCAUCAUCGAUAACCGACAAUGCGAAGAUUGGCACUCGUCAAAGGGAAUCAACGUCAUCAUCUACGACGAGAUGAUGUGCGCUGGAUAUCGAAAUGGAGGCAAAGAUUCGUGUCAGGGAGAUUCAGGUGGCCCGUUGAUGUUGCAGCAAAACGGACGCUGGCAAUUGGUUGGCAUCGUGUCGGCCGGCUACUCGUGCGCUCAAAACGGACAGCCGGGCAUUUACCAUCGAGUGUCUCACACGACCGAUUGGAUAUCGCACAUUGCCUUUUCUUAAAUCAAUGCAACUAACGUGAGGGCUGGGGUGAACGGCACUCGACUAAGCGACAAGCGACUAACUGACAACUGAAACGAAGCGCGUGCUCAUUCAGUCCGUCGCAGAGAGGGAGCGAGAUGCGUGCGGAAAAAUCGCGCCGCCGUCUCUAGUCUCAACACCACAUCGUCAGCUCCUGUUAUUUUUUUCAAGCCUUUUUCAUUUGUGUCUAUUUUCCGUAUCUUUUGGUUGUCAUCGUUGCACAUGGUGCAACCUGUUGUCUUAUCGUGUUUGCUUUAUUGUUCAAGUGGACGGCUCGCUCCGACGAUCGGACCGAGAAAACGUCCCACAAACCGACAUUUUCUAUGUAGAAAAAGAAACAAAACAAAGAAGAAAAAAAAAGAAUAUUCAAUCCUAUAUUGUCAUUCUAUUGUACGUAGACGUAAAAUGGUGCGCGGCCACGAAUAUUGGCCUUUCCAUGUAGCGAUGAAUAUGAAAAACGAAGAGGUAGCCGUCAGACGGUGCAAUAAGACAAACAAAAACAUAUGUACUUAUAGAGAGUCCGUCUACAUUUUAAGGUGCAUCAAUAUUGAAUUGUUUUUUCGUUGAGCUCUGUACAUCUUCGCUGUUUAUUCCCACCUUUCCCAGGCUUAGAAAUAUGCAUAUUUUGUGAUUGUGGUCGUCGUUGAUCGCGCACGCAGGCUCUAUUUUACAGGUGAUUGGUAGGCUGGCACUACUAAUUAUGUCACUAACUUUUCAGACUUAUUUGCAUUAUUGUACUACUAUAUAUUUGUGUCUUGUAACCAAUUUAUAAUCAAACAGAUAUGAGGGGGCAAAACGUCACCCGUGUGCCGCUAAUCUUUGUGUACUAUUUUCUUCUUUUCAUGUUGGCUUUUUCGUUGGCACCUCCUGAAAAGAAAAAGAAAAACAACAACCACAGCAAUCCAUUUCUAAUCUUUUUUCUGUUCAUCUUUUCCGAUUUGGGCGCACGUCACUUAUAGAUAAAACAAACAAAACACUGUCUGCAAUUUUCCCCCAUUCCAAAUGAAUUCGUGUAUUUGGUGUCAGCCGACGAUUGUGACGUUGUGCGCGAUGCAACGAUUUCAAUACAUGAUCGAGAUUUUAA
Molecule: messenger RNA, 3340 nt
Organism: Daphnia magna
Lineage: Eukaryota; Metazoa; Arthropoda; Branchiopoda; Diplostraca; Daphniidae
Product: serine proteinase stubble
Exons: 9
Coding region: 751-2238 (495 amino acids)
Biological process (GO): proteolysis
Molecular function (GO): serine-type endopeptidase activity
Source: RefSeq, a predicted model, not a curated record